AGAGUUAGUUUAAAAAGUUAAACAAUCCAUUAUAUUUAUUUUUAGGGCAUUUGUGUAGAAACAUGACAUACAUAGGACACGACGGAAUUUCUUGCAGAGUGGUUUUAUUAGACGAAGAAGAAGCAGAACAAGAGAAGACGACGGCGUUUUCCGAUGGAAAAUUCUUAAUCAAGAUCGUACCGACAUCCAUGCUUAAAGAAGACGAUCGAAAACAGCCGCCUGGUCCAACAGUAACACUGCUGCAUGAAGAUUUAAUAUUUGAUAGCGAAAUGUUCCAGUGUACUAUACGUGGAAUUCUUGCGGAUUUGGAUCUUCCAACUCAAGAACGGUUGAUUGAUCAUAUAUAUUACGAAUUUGUUAAAAUAUUUGUGGCUCAAAUUUUUGAUUUGGAUAAUAAAAAGAUUUUGUACAUUCUGGUGCAUGUUGAACAAGAGAGUGAGAGUGAGAGUGAGAGUGAUGAUGAUUACUACGAGGAGCUGGAGCCUGCGGAAGAAUCCGUAAUCGAUGCACUGGGGAAGUUAAAAAUCGAAUCGGAUAAUGGUGUUAAUAGAUGUACAAUUUGCUUGGAAGAGCUUGUGAUCGGUUCCGAAGCAACUCGAAUGGCUUGUUCACAUAUUUUUCAUCAAGAAUGUAUUCGUUCAUGGCUUCAAAUUAAUGGAGUUUGUCCCUUGUGUAGGGAUCAGAUAGCUUCGUCACUAGAUACCUAA
Messenger RNA from Mercurialis annua (annual mercury), 707 nucleotides. Its product is annotated as E3 ubiquitin-protein ligase SDIR1-like. Bases 63 to 707 code for a protein of 214 amino acids. The record is from RefSeq and is a predicted model, not a curated record. The transcript has a single exon. Lineage: Eukaryota; Viridiplantae; Streptophyta; Magnoliopsida; Malpighiales; Euphorbiaceae.